AGGAGCCUUGCACAAUUUGCCGCAUCACUACUAUGCGGGCUUCACCCAUUUCUGGCAACUGGGAACUGGGAUCGAAAUUUCAAAAGCUUUGUAAGGACUCAAAGUUCCAAGAGCUUAGGUUCAAAGUGUCACUGACUCACUGACGUUUUGCGGUGCUGAUGGUGCAACAAGAUGCAAGAUCAUAGGAAAAGGAUAGAAUAUAGCGUAAGGUCGUAAGGUGAACUAGGAAGAGAAAUGCCAAUGGCACGCCAGAUGGAUCGCAGCUACAGCUACUGGCUACAGCUGCCGCAGAUUAUUGUAUGGUGCAUCCCCAAAGAGCUGACGUCCAAGGUUCGAGAAGAUGGCGGCGGAAGCGGGCCUGGAAGCUGCAUGGGGAUACCAUUUCGAAACCAUGGGAAAACGUAUCCAGCGGUCCUUGCAGUCCGAGGAGUGUUUGAGUGGGCUUUUUGGUGGAUCCUCAGCAGCUGCAUGGAGAUAUCAUGCCACCGUAGAUUUACCGAAUAUUUUGGAGCAUUUGCGCUCCUGCCAGAGCAGCCCAGAAGGUGCGGUGGACCAGGCCUUUCCUUCCGGCAUUCGAGCUGUGCUUAUCAAAGCGGAAAAAGGUGUCGAUGAAAA
Messenger RNA from Cladocopium goreaui, 615 nucleotides. The record is from the annotation of a GenBank genome assembly. Lineage: Eukaryota; Dinophyceae; Suessiales; Symbiodiniaceae.